AUGAAGGACUCAGAAAUAUUGAGUAUGUUAAAUGGCAUAACUGAUGACCAAGCUGGGUAUUCAGAUAUCGGAGGGGACAGUGAUGCUGAAGACUGUUUACCUAUUGAAGUAAGUGUGAAUAGUUCAGUGACAAGAUCACUGAAUUCAUCUGGCCACAGUAGUACUCCACAGGCACACAAUGUCGAAUCUCCAUUUACACCAAGUCCUAGCUCAUCUGUGUCUCUAAACCAAAAUUUAAGGCCUAAAAGAGCAAGACGAGUUCUUUUAGAACAGAUACCUAAUACAAGUUCAAGUGAUGACAUGGAUGAUCCAGACAAAGAUCCUGAUGUAUGUUUUUUACCUCUUGCCCCAAUUUCUGAUACCUCAAGUUCAGAUGAUGAUGAUGCCACUGAAAAUCCACAGAUAGAAAAUUCAAAUUUCAAAUGGUCCAAAAAUGGUCAAACACCAAAUCAUUUUUCAAGAUUUAAAUUUAAUGAAAAAUUUGGUUUUAAUGUUGAAGUAGAUAAUUUAAUAAUAUUAAAUUACUUUGCAUUAUUUGUAAAUUCAACUUUUUUAAAUUUGGUAGUUAAUGAGUCUAAUUUAUAUGCUGCACAGUCAAACACUGAAUUAAAUUUAAGUGUUCCUGAAUUACAAGCAUUUAUAGGAAUUCUUAUUAUAAUGGGUUUUAAUCGUUUACCUAGUAUGAGAUUAUAUUGGUCGGAUGAUGAAAACUUUCAUAGUAAAAGAAUUGCAGACAUUAUGCCAGUUAAAAGAUUUUUAAAAAUAAUAAGGUUUUUGCACUUGAAUGAUAAUACUAAAAUGUUACCUAGAAGUUCCUUAGAAUUUGAUCGGCUAUAUAAAAUAAGACCCAUGAUAAAACAUCUAAAUACUGUUUUCCCUGAAAUGUUUUCGCCUUCACGUUUCAUGUCAGUUGAUGAAAACAUGAUUGCAUUUACUGGCAGAACUACUAUGAAGCAAUACAUGCCCCUCAAACCAAUUAAACGCGGUUUUAAAGUUUGGGUUCUAGCUUGUUCUGUUACUGGAUACAUGUAUUCAUUUGAUAUAUAA
Macrosiphum euphorbiae (potato aphid) is the source of this 1047-nucleotide messenger RNA. The record is from the annotation of a GenBank genome assembly. NCBI's taxonomy places the organism in Eukaryota, Metazoa, Arthropoda, Insecta, Hemiptera, Aphididae.